Molecule: messenger RNA, 1284 nt
Organism: Lactuca sativa (garden lettuce)
Lineage: Eukaryota; Viridiplantae; Streptophyta; Magnoliopsida; Asterales; Asteraceae
Source: RefSeq, a predicted model, not a curated record
AUGACUCAACUCGCCAACUUUGUGAGUAAACUGGAGUCACAUGGCAAACUACUGUCACAAACAGAAAAUAAUCCAAAUCAUAGUGCAUGUGCUAUCACUUCGAGAAAUGGCAAAGAAUAUGAAGGUCCAAAGAUGAUUGAAAAAGAACAAGAGAUGGAGUUAGAAAAAGAAGAAGAGAAGUCACAAGCACCUUCAAAACAAGUUCCCAUUGAAGCAAAAGUCACUCCUCCUCCAUUUCCCAUAAGGUUAAGCAAGUCAAAGCAUGAAAGGGAAGACAAUGAAAUCAUGGAGAUGUUCAGAAAAGUUGAGGUAAAUGUUCCUCUUAUUGAUGCUAUCAAACAAGUCCCUAGAUAUGAUAAAUUCCUUAAGGAAUUAUGCAUAUCCAAGAAAAUAUUGAAAGGGAAUAAAAUUGUCAAAGUAGGUGUAAAUGUAUGUAUAGUGUUACAUAAAAGAUUACCUCAAAAAUUUAAGGAUCCGGGUGUUUUCACGGUUCGUUGCAAGUUAGGUAAUCUUCAUGUUCCACGAGCUAUGCUAGACCUUGGAGCUUCUAUCAAUGUGUUGUCAUAUUCUAUUUUUAAAACCUUAAAUAUUUGCACAUUGAAGAAGAACGGGGUAAGCAUUCAAUUGGAUAAUAGAUCUUUAGUACAUCCAGAAGGUGUGCUAGAAGAUGUAUUAGUCCAAGUGAAUGAAUUAGUAUUUCUGGCAGAUUUUUAUCUCCUUGAUAUGGAUGAUGAUGACUCAUUGAAUUUGAGUUCAAUUCUUCUAGGAAGACCCUUUUUGAAAACAGCCAUGACAAAAAUUGAUGUUUCUGAUGAACCAUUAACCGAAGAGUGUUUUCAUUUUACUAAUCUCGAUGUGUUAGCUCUUAUUUUAGACAGGAAUCUUCAAAAGGAUGAAGUGAAAAAACUUUCCAACCAAUCCAAAAUUGAAGAAGAGAUUUUGGAAGUUGUAUCUUGCAUGGACCAAAAGAAGAAAAUGAGGUUUGAUGUUCUAAAGCCGAAAUUACAAAUGACUAAUGAGAAACUUGCUCCAUCUAUUGUGCAGGCACCUGAAUUGGAACCCAAGACUUUACCCGAUCAUCUCAAAUAUGCGUAUCUUGGAGAGAAAGAGAGCUUACCAAUGAUCAUCUCCACAAAGUUAUCAACAAAAGAAGAAGAAGAGAUUGUCACCACCUUGAAGGAGUAUAAGGAAGCUAUUGGGUGGACUAUAGCUGAUAUCAAAGGGCUAAGUCCUUCACUUUGCAUGCACAAGAUCCUUAUGGAAGAAGAUUCCAAGCCCUCCUGA